AUGAGCUCCAACGACGCCUCGCCACAGGCAGGUGCAAGCUAUAACAGCAAUUCCUCAUCGGACGCCUCUGCUCAAACCCUGCCAGGCCACAACCCCGCAAUCGCGAAAUAUAACAAGCUCCAACUGCGACAGGAUACAAUUGUGAAGCCGGAUCUGUUCACAUUGUACUUUGGAUUCUUCGGCACAGGGCCAUGGAAACGCAGGGUUGCCAACGUAGUGACCGAGCGAGUGGAGAACCACUACGUGCUAACAUCACGAUCUCCAACACAAGAUGAACUGGACGCCAUCGUCGAGCACGGAACGCGGACCCUAUACUACCGACGUGCAGGCAUACCCAUAAGCUCAUUUCUUGGAACGGCAUGGCUCUACAACCAAGCCCGCAAGUCGCCGAACUUCCCGCGCAAUCCCACACCGGCAUCACUGCUCAACACGGUGCGAGGAAUGGCUUUGGAUUCUAGCUUCAAAGGCACCAUUGCAUCCGCUGCAUUCAAAAUGCUCUUUAUCGUGACUCUUGGCGGAAUGGCCUCGGGAGCUUACGCUGUUUAUAACGACGCCAUGCACAUGUUGACGGACCCACGAUUGAAGCAAUUCGUCGAGGACAUGCGCCAACAGAAGCCCGAGGAUGUGCGCAAGCGCAAACUCCAGGCUGCUUCCGAGCGUAUCCGUAACAUGCGCACUGGUGAGCAAGAUAUCGGCACUCAAAUGCAACAGGUCAUCGGUCAGCCUGGUGGGUAUGCCGGUGGCAACGGCGGGUAUGAGCAAGAGCAGGAUACCGCAUCCCCAAAUUCUUACUCUGAAUACGAGGCUACCGACAAUAUCUCGAAGAGCUCUGAAUCUGACUACAAUGAAAGCUACUCGCAGAAUUCGACUGUGGGUGCGGUCUGGGCACGCGGCAGGGGCUCACAACCCGAAUCAAAAUCAGCAUUGGAUUUCAUGGAUGAGGACGAUGCUAGUCCCACAGCUGCUGAAUACCGGGAUACCAACAUUGACGGGUCAUCGACCGGUAGUGCUUGGGACCGGAUCAGACAGCAGAAUGCCGGUGCUCGCUUCCAGCCUCGUCAACCUGGCAUGCCCUCACAGAAUCCUUACUCUUCCGAUUAUACCCGCAAUGAUCAACCCCGAUCUGGUUACAAUUAUACAAAUGGCAAGGAUCAAGCACAAGCAGACUUCGAUCGUUUGAUUGAAGCGGAGAGGAAUGCUGGUGGCGAAGGUUCAUCCCAGAACCGAGGAUGGUGA
Molecule: messenger RNA, 1236 nt
Organism: Penicillium paradoxum
Lineage: Eukaryota; Fungi; Ascomycota; Eurotiomycetes; Eurotiales; Aspergillaceae
Product: putative endo-1,3(4)-beta-glucanase
Exons: 1
Coding region: 1-1236 (411 amino acids)
Source: RefSeq, a predicted model, not a curated record